Melospiza melodia melodia is the source of this 3718-nucleotide messenger RNA. It is a transcript of the gene RAB21, whose product is annotated as RAB21, member RAS oncogene family. The record is from RefSeq and is a predicted model, not a curated record. The transcript has 7 exons. NCBI's taxonomy places the organism in Eukaryota, Metazoa, Chordata, Aves, Passeriformes, Passerellidae. Gene Ontology annotation, molecular function: GTPase activity; GTP binding. The coding region runs from base 16 to 678 and encodes 220 amino acids. Gene Ontology annotation, biological process: Rab protein signal transduction. Gene Ontology annotation, cellular component: Golgi apparatus; endosome.
GGCGGCGGGGCGCGGAUGGCGGCGGGGGCCGGCGCGGCGGCCGGGGGCCGCAGCUUCUCCUUCAAGGUGGUGCUGCUCGGGGAGGGCUGCGUGGGCAAAACCUCGCUGGUGCUGCGCUACUGCGAGAACAAGUUCAACGAUAAGCACAUCACCACCCUGCAGGCAUCUUUUCUUACGAAGAAACUAAAUAUUGGUGGAAAAAGAGUAAACCUUGCAAUAUGGGAUACAGCUGGGCAAGAAAGAUUCCAUGCAUUGGGGCCUAUCUACUACAGGGACUCUAAUGGCGCUAUUCUAGUAUAUGAUAUAACAGAUGAAGACUCUUUUCAAAAGGUAAAAAACUGGGUUAAGGAAUUAAGAAAAAUGUUGGGAAAUGAAAUCUGUUUAUGUAUAGUAGGUAACAAAAUAGACUUGGAAAAAGAGAGACAUGUUUCAGUGCAAGAAGCAGAAAUGUAUGCUGAAUCUGUUGGAGCAAAACAUUAUCAUACGUCAGCUAAACAGAACAAAGGAAUUGAAGAACUGUUUCUUGACCUUUGCAAAAGAAUGAUAGAAACUGCUCAAGUGGAUGAAAGAGCAAGAGGCAAUGGCUCCAGUCAGUCAGGAACAGCAAGGCGAGGUGUACAGAUCAUUGAUGAUGAGCCACAAGUACAGAGCAGCGGAGGGUGCUGUUCUUCUGGAUAAUUAUAAAACUGUGCAUCACUGCCCUCUCAAUAUGAAGACUGCCAUAUUCCAAGUCACACAUUCUUUACCAAUGGAGUAAUAGAAUUAACAGUAUUUAAAAAUAAUCACAUGUAACACUGCAGAGACCUUAAGUGCUAAAAUAGUGGCGUCUGUGACCAGAGAAUUGGCGUUUUCUACAGUGGUUAACAAAGCAAUUACCAAUGGCCUUUUUACAUAUUUUUCUUUAAUGAGGAAUAAUAUGCAUGUAGAAAAGACCUACUUAAAGGCUUCAUUUAUAUUCUUUUAAAUCAGAUCAUUAUUUAAUAACUUAUAUACAUUGUUGUUGGAAUGGUAUACGUUUUUGCAGCUCUUUGUACUUUGUGGUAGAUGGAAUUGUAUCACUUCUAAAAUGCAAAUUGAUUUUUUUUUUAAAUUAGCAGAUAUCUGAAUUAAUAUUUUUGCAGGGCCUCUACAAGCCUAUAACUCAACUACUUUGAUAUAUUCUGUUCAUCUGUAUGCCAAGCUGAUAAAAUACAUUGUAAAUUACAUAUUAAAUAUUUUAUCUGCUUUUACAGUUGCAGGUGCAGAAAUAUGUACAUCAGUCUUGUCUGUGAUCGUGAAGUGAAUAAGUCAGUGAAAGAUGCAAGCUUUUCAUGUGCACUGUUAAAUUGCUCAUUCUAGUCCCCUACCUGAAAACAGCUUUGUUUUGGGUACAUCCAUAGCUACAGCAAUUCUUUAAUCCAUUUCUGGCAAGCAGCAGUAUUUAGAGCAUCCCCUUACUGGAAGAGAAUGCUUCUGUAAACUGCUGUUUAACAUUGAGGUGUUUGACUUGCAGCUAAAACAGUUGGUGCAUGCACAUACCUUGCCUCUGCAGUUACUUUGUUCUCUCAGAAGAUCCCCAGAAAGUCAAAGCAACCUUAGCCCUCAUCUGUCUGGUAGCCAGUAAACCAGAUGCAUGGGAAACUCUUUAGCUGCUCUAAUAGAUUUGUUUCCAAAGACAGCAUUAUAAACUAUUCAUGAGCAUAUUUUUCUUCCCUGUAGGGCUUGAGUGAACAAUUAAUUGACAUUAACUAGAACUUCUGAUUUGGAGUGAUUAAAUUGAAGGUGUGAAACUUGCCAGAUGUAGCUGUAACUAAGGGGAUUCUAGGCAGAAUUGAACUUAUUCCUGACUUGCUCUUUCUCUUGUAAAGUGUUUUGAAAAAGCCCAUUUAAGUUUCAGGAGGAGGAUUUUUUGAAAAAAAAAGUGUGAACUACUUUCACAAAAAACCACAAGUGGUGGUAGCUGAAAUUUCAAAAUGUUUUGUGCUCUGACUUUUUUUACUUAAGUUGUCAUGCUUGGAAAAACAGUAAAGGUGAUGUCUAUGACAAAGUAGAAUAUCUUUGGCCUUCCUUUUUCUGAAAGGUAGAUUUAGUAUUGCAUAUGAAUGCACUGAAUGGUGUGGGUAUGUUCUGAUAGACAAAAAAGUAGUAGUAAUGAAUUAGUCUGUGUAAGAAGUGUGCUGUCUUCAAUCUGAUUUUCAUUUUCUCUGAAAUACUAGAGGGCUUUGAUACAGACUGAUCCUCAUGCAUUUUCUCCUUUCCUGCCUUAACUGUAGUGUAGAUACUUUUUCUUAGACCACCAUUGCUGUGCUCUUCUGACGUGUUUGUGUGCAUGAUGGAGAAAGGUGGUCUGUUCCUCGUAGUGAAGAUCAAGUUUCUUGGCUGUGCAGAGCUUUGGUGUGAACCUAAAAUCUGUGAUUAUAUGUGUCAACAUGUAGCAACACUGUUACCUUUCACAUAUCCAACAACAGUGAGCUCUGACAAAGUUGAAAACCAGAUCAGUUUGGUCUAACACUGGUAUCUGACAAUCAGCCUUGUGAUACAAUAUAUGAAGAGUGAAAUUGUCAAGUCUUGAUGUUCAAAAAUGGAAUUGCCUCAGAAUAGGAGUUUGUUUUUUUAUUCAAAUUUAAUUUUUUCCAUCUCUGCAAAUAAAACCCUGAACAGCCCAACUUCAACUAGACAUAGUUGAAGCAGUGUGUAGAAUGUAUCUUUCUGCCUGCAGCUAAGGAGUUUUUUAGUGUAUUGUGUGGUAGGGGCAUCCCAUGUGACUUCUGUCAAUUACAAAACUAAUGAAGGCAUGUUGAUGUUAGCUCUUAAGUCUCUUAUAGAAUUAAAACUAUUACUACUGAAAACUUAGGUGGGGAUAAAGAGGUCUACAAUUUUGCAAUAUUAAAAAGGUUCUGGUUGCUAUUAGUGAAAUAUUUUUAAAAUUCUCAAGUUACUUUUCUUACUUAAGCUACAACAUAAAUAUUCACUGGAAACCUUCCUGUCUAAGCUGUGGUUUGGUUGGACUUGAUUUAUGAAACUUAAAACCUGUGUUUGCAGGGUAUCAUUGUAUAACUGGAUGAAAGUAUAGCUUUGUGAAGUCAGGGAAGCUGGUUGAAGACUAGACAGAAGUUGAAAACAUGAAUUGUUUGGACUCAUUUACAUAGGACUUCAACUAUUCAUUGUUAGCAGACAAAAUACAACAGUUCCAGGAGAAAGCAUCUUUGUCAAAGAUACCAAGAGUGUUCUUUGCACUUGAUAUACAGAAAAGCACAAAUAGCUUGGUUUGCUAUAUUUGAGCAGAAUCUUACUCAAGUAACCUGGUAACUAGUAUGUGAGUUGUUUUUCAAGAGUCUUGAAUCUUGCAUUUGAUCUAGAUUGCCUGGUUUGUACGUCUGAAGGAGAACUGUUUUCUUAUUGCUGAUUUCUGUGGCUGUAAACAAGUAAGCUAUUUUUCAUUCUUCUGAGAAGUGAAAGAGAAGAGGCUGCCUGUCUUUGGGAAGUACCUCUGCUGUGGGGCAGAUAGCCAGACACCCACUAUAGCAUGUGCAAAUCAACACUGAGCACACUUCCUCAGGGUGUAUCUUGACAGAGAUUACUCACAUACAUACUAAAAUAAAAUGUAACUUUGUACAAUACCUUUCUAGAACAACUUUUAAGUGCUUGCUCACAGUCUUGAUGCUGCUACUAUGAAUACAUGAGCUGCCUAUGAAACUUUAUCCCUUGCUGAAAUAAAAUCCAACAAGCCAAAGUCCAA